Molecule: messenger RNA, 965 nt
Organism: Uranotaenia lowii
Lineage: Eukaryota; Metazoa; Arthropoda; Insecta; Diptera; Culicidae
Product: very-long-chain 3-oxoacyl-CoA reductase-like
Exons: 4
Coding region: 13-957 (314 amino acids)
Cellular component (GO): endoplasmic reticulum
Molecular function (GO): oxidoreductase activity
Source: RefSeq, a predicted model, not a curated record
UUGCGCGCUGACAUGUUCCCAGUCGACAGUGUUCUAGUAAGCUGGCUGACCCUGAUCGGGGCUCUGAGCUUAGCAAACCUGCUGUAUUCGGUUCUCAAGUCCCCCAUACAUUUGAUUUGGAAUGUGCUUACUUCCGAAAAGAAAGCGCUCAGUGACCGGUACGGAAAAUGGGCUGUGAUAACCGGAAGUUCCGAUGGCAUAGGGAAGGAGUACGCCAAGAAUUUGGCAGAAGCCGGAAUGAAUGUUUUUCUGAUUUCGAGAACCCCAGAAAAAUUGGAGGAGGUCGCGAAACAAAUCCGAGCCAAAAGUUCCGUUGAGGUGCGGCUGUUGGCGAUUGAUUUUUCUCACGGCUAUCAAGUGUACGACAAAAUACGAGAAGCCAUCACCGGAUUGGAAGUCGGAAUUUUAGUUAACAAUGUCGGUGUGGUUCACGAGCAUCCACUGCCGGUGGAACAGAUCCCCCUGCCGGAUGUUCAGCAGUCAUUCUCGGUAAAUAUGAUUCCGACGGUGAUGCUUUGCCACAUGGUUCUACCGGAAAUGAAACGACGACGACGAGGAAUCGUAGUAAACGUAACUUCCGGCGCCGGUUUGAUAGCAAUUCCAUUCGCCAGCCUGUACUGUUCCUCGAAGGCAUUUGCGAUCAACUUCACCAACGCCUUGCAGAAGGAACUGAAAGGAACCGGAGUAGAGUGUCAGCUGGUGAUUCCGCUGUUUGUGAGUACCGUCAUGAGCGCUCAGUGGCAUUCAAUGCUAUUCUGGAAGCUGCUCGGCGUAGAAGUUCAGCGAUUUACUCGAAGUGCCGUUUGGAUGAUCGGAAAGGUGCAAUUAACAACUGGGUAUUGGUAUCACGCGAUGCAGUCUACUAUAUUUCUUUGUCUACCGGAUUGGAUGCUUAAUGUAAUUGCUGAUAUAUCUAUGAGGUUAAUGAGGAAAUUUUACGAAAAUAAAGAAAACUGAUAAUGAAU